GGGCUCAGCUCCGGGAGAGCUCGGGCGGGAGCCCAGAGAGCGAGGCGCGGGGACCUGAAGCUAGACCCCAGCAUCCCGCCGCUUCGGCCCGGGCCUGCCCCGCCCCCUUGCCCCGCCCUUUUCCAGCCCGCCCCACCCUUUCUACGCCCCUCCAUCCGGACCCCGCCCCCGGUACAGCCCCCCGCCCUCGCUGCCCGUGUCCCGCCCCCUCCCCCCCUGGCCCUCGCCACCGGUCCAGGGAGGGGACGGCGGGACAGGCGGGACCGGCGGGAGGGCGGACCGGGCGGGGAUAUGGCCGCGGCGCCCGGAGGGUCUGCGCCGCCCGCCGGCCCCGGCCCGCGCCUGGGUUUCAGCACCGCGGACAGCGGCGUCGGCAUGAGCGGGCUAAACCCGGGUCCUGCCGUGCCGAUGAAGGACCACGACGCCAUCAAGCUCUUCGUGGGGCAGAUCCCGAGGGGCUUGGACGAGCAGGACCUCAAGCCGCUGUUCGAGGAGUUCGGCCGCAUCUACGAGCUGACGGUGCUGAAGGACCGGCUCACCGGCCUCCACAAAGGCUGUGCCUUCCUCACCUACUGCGCCCGGGACUCUGCUCUCAAGGCCCAGAGUGCACUGCACGAGCAGAAGACCCUGCCAGGGAUGAAUCGUCCCAUCCAAGUGAAGCCGGCUGCCAGUGAGGGCCGAGGAGAGGACCGAAAACUGUUUGUGGGUAUGCUGGGCAAGCAGCAGGGUGAGGAGGACGUCAGACGCCUGUUCCAGCCCUUUGGCCACAUCGAGGAGUGCACCGUCUUGCGGAGCCCCGAUGGCACCAGUAAAGGCUGUGCCUUUGUGAAGUUCGGGAGUCAAGGGGAAGCUCAGGCGGCCAUCCAGAGUCUGCACGGCAGCCGGACCAUGGCGGGCGCCUCGUCCAGCCUCGUGGUCAAGCUGGCUGACACGGACCGCGAGCGCGCGCUGCGGCGGAUGCAGCAGAUGGCGGGCCAACUGAGUGCCUUGCAGCCGGCGCCGCUGCCGCUGGGGGCCUGCGGAGCCUACACCACCGCUAUCCUGCAGCACCAGGCGGCCCUACUGGCGGCGGCGCAGGGCCCGGGCCUCGGCCCGGUGGCCGCAGUGGCGGCACAGAUGCAGCACGUGGCGGCCUUCAGCCUGGUAGCCGCGCCGCUCUUGCCGGCCACAGGUACUGCGCGCAGGGGGCGGGGCCCGCGGCGGGGGCGGGGCGAGGCGGGGCUGCGGCCUGACUCUUCCACUUCCUCGCCACCUGCAGCCAAUUCCCCGCAGGGCGGCGGCCCCAGCACGCUUCCGGGUUUCCCGGCGCCCAUCGGGGUCAAUGGAUUCGGCCCUCUGACCCCCCAGACCAACGGGCAACCUGGCUCGGACAGUCUCUACAAUAACGGGCUCUCUCCUUACCCAGCCCAGAGUCCCGGCGUGGCUGACCCCCUGCAGCAGGCCUACGCUGGGAUGCACCACUACGCAGCAGCCUAUCCGUCGGCCUAUGCCCCAGUGAGCACAACUUUUCCCCAGCAGCCUUCAGGCCUGCCCCAGCAGCAAAGAGAAGGCCCCGAAGGCUGUAACCUCUUCAUCUAUCACCUGCCUCAGGAGUUUGGUGAUGCAGAACUCAUCCAGACAUUCCUGCCCUUUGGAGCCGUUGUCUCUGCCAAAGUCUUUGUGGAUCGAGCCACCAACCAGAGCAAGUGUUUCGGGUUUGUUAGCUUUGACAAUCCAACCAGUGCCCAGACAGCUAUUCAGGCCAUGAAUGGCUUUCAGAUUGGCAUGAAGAGGCUCAAGGUCCAGCUAAAGAGGCCCAAGGAUGCCAACCGGCCUUACUGAUCUACUCUCACUGACCAGCCACAGAAAGAGUGAGAAGAAAGGAAAAGAAAAGCACAGAAAUGCUUGAGCAGCCCUUCCUGAAGGAGCAGCCACAGAUGGAGGUGGACCCAAGGCCAGUGCCUGGGCUCAGGCCACUUUCAGGAUUGUUUUCACCAAGUGGGUUGUUCUGUGCCUGUGAUGUAGAGCUCAGGCUGGCAAGGCCGCUGGGGCUGGCUGAGGACUGACUGUCUAGGGGAACCAGCAGAGGGCCUUGGGGGGUGCCAAGGGCUUCUCACAAGGGAAGCCCAGAUUUACUUCUUUCAAAAUCAUAUCAUUCCUUAGAGUUUAGGGACCAAAGGACUAUUGCUUUUUAAAGAAUUAUAUAUAUAUAUAUAUAUAUAUAUAUAUAUAUAAAAAUUAAAACAAAGAAACAAAAAAAUCACAAGAGAAACAAAAAGGACAGUAUAGAGUCUAAUAAAAGCUGCCUUUAAAUAUCCCUAGGAGGCAGGGUGAAGGAGACCCUUGAAGGCCCCAGCCUAGGCAGAGGAAGGCUGUGGAAAGAUUGUUCUGUGUCCCAUUCCCUCUUAACGCCCCCCACCUCCACCCCACCACCUUUUAAAAAUAAUGAAGGACUUGAGGUCUGGGCUCAUAUGCAGGUAACAAGAGAGUUAUUGAAGCAGUGAACCCACAGUUCCCAAACUCAGAGAGCAUCCACGAAGAGGCCUCAAGGAGGGGCUCUGGCCUGCCCUGCUCUUUGCCACCCCGAAAAACCCCUUAAGCCAGCAGGGGUGGGAACCUGCCUUUCCUUCUUGACAGCCUUUCCCGUGGAACCACUGCUUCCUCAGGCAGGAAGAAAGGGAGUUUGGACUGCCCCAGCCUUUCCCUUCCCCAUCCAGUUAGACAGAGGCCCUGCCUUUGGCUGAGCCGAGACACCUCCUGUUUCCCCUCACCUUGAGCCAGCCCCAGUGUCCCCUUGCUCCAGACCACCUUCUGUCUCUAAGUUUGCCCACCGGUAAAGUAGAUUCAGGAUAUGUGUAGAGGGCUGUGACAACAGACUUGGAAGGUUCGCUACUGUAUAUACUGCCAUUGAGAAGGGGAUAAUUUUCAAUAUGUAGAAGCUUCAGAAUUUAGAGGUCCCUCUUUACCCAGGACCUGGGAGGGAAGUAGAUGUUUUGCCAAAAUACUUCAUCAUUCCUUUAAAAACUACAUCUUUCCUAUGCAAGAGUGUCUCAAUGUGCUUAUCCAAGGUGCUUCUAGAUGGUGAGCAGUGUUCAGCUUAGAAGUGGUGUGUGCUCUGUCUGUCUGUCUUUGUCUGUCUGUUGUAUACAGUGGGUACCAUAUAAAGCUGAUCGAUGGUGGUGCUUCCUGCCUGCUUCUGUGAGAUGGGCAAAAGAUUCAGCUUAGAGCACCAUGACUCACUUGCCUUGGUCAGCCUUUCCUGGGCCUGCAGGGCCUUGCACAUAACUUUUCCUAGGAGGAUAAUUUUCCCUCUACCCCACAGACCUGGAUCAAACUAGUCUGGGGCCCCAGCUGUGUGGUGGGCACUCUGGUCCCUAGAUGUUGCUGAGACUGGAGGCCUCUGAUCUGAUAUCACAUCAGACAAUAAAGCAUGUGGGGGCGGGGGCGGCGGGUUCCUCCUUAAUAAGAGUUUCUAAGAAAAUUUGUUCCCACCUGUUCCUCUGUCUUUGACUCGUUUUUGGAGGGAAUGGAAUGAAAAAUAACAUUGCCAGGUAAGGUGUGGUAGUUCACAGGGCUGACACGUAGACUGACCACCCUGGACACAGAUGGGAAUGUUAACACCUGCACAUUCAAACAGCUGUUCACAUGGAGGCAUAGAGACCCGUCACUGCUAGGUGCUAAGCACUGAGAGCUGGGGGAAGGACGGUCCGAUAAUGUAGUGAUAAUGGAGGGCCCCAGAGAGCCUGUGAUAGCAAGAAGAGUACCGAAUUCAGACUUGACCGGUAAGGCAGGUCAGAGAAAGGUUUACUGAAGAAGAUGAAGGAGGGGAAGGGUCUUCGAGAAUGAACUGGCACAUAUGCACAAAGCCAUUUGGACAGCCGCAUCAUGCUGAUAAAUUAUUGGCAAGAAAUCAUAAUGAUUACCGUUUAUUCAGUGCCAAUUAUGGGGCAGACAGUGGGCACCAAGAUAAGACCCUUUCCCAUUUCUAACUCUACCCUGAACCUUAACUCAUCAAGUCACGUCAAGACACAAACCAAAAUGGCAUUUGAAGUAUCUUGUUUCAUGGUUAGGGGCUGGCAGACCAUGUAUAAAUGUUGCAGAGGUUGGCAGGAUCUAGAUCAGGGGGUCGGCAAACUAUGGCCUGUGGGCAAAUCUGGCCUACAGCCUGCUUUUGUAUGGCCUACAAAUAAUGUUUUUUUUACAUUUUUAAAGGGCUGUAAAGAUAAAACAAAAAAGAAUUUGAGACAGAGACCAUAUGUGGCCCACAAAGCCUAAAAGAUUUAUCUGGUCCUUUAGAUAAAAUGUUUGCUGAUCCCUAUAAGCUCAUGGAAGACGUGUAUAAUGUCUAAUGAGUUUAAGCAACAAUGGUGUUUGUGUCUCUGUUGUGUGUGCAUGUGUUAGUCCAAAUCCUUUCAGCUGUAAGUGUCAAAAACCCAACUCAAACAUGUUUAAGCCAAUAGGAAAUUAGUUGGCUUACUUAAUUGAUAAAUCAAAGGAUGUAUCUACCUUUAGGCAUGGCUUGAUCUAGGGGUUCAAAUGAUGAUGUCUCCAUCUCUCGGCUCUGCUCCCUUCUGUUUAGUGGCCUCGCUAGUUCCAGCUCUAAAGACCUUGGGAGGACUUUGGCCAGAAUGGACAUGUGGCUACCUCUAGGGUGGAAGAGUAGGCCACCGUAAUUGACAACUUCACAAGGACUGUGUGGAGGGGAGAACUGGGUCUUCAAAAGAAGGGAUGAUGGGCAGAUAAGCAAUUUGCAUCCACAGUAUUCCUCCCCUUUAUUGUUCACCUUCCACCUGUACUUUUCUUGACAAACAUACACUUUCAAAAAUGUGCCUGCCUAACAAUGCAAUGUUCCUAGGCUCAACAAAAAACAGUCACCCACUUCUGAAUAGGAGAAAAAACAGAAUCAUGCCCAGUUGCUUUAUUGAGCCCUCAGUCCAGGGUCCCUUUGUGAUGUGCAGUUCUUGAUCAGGUCUGGAUAUAAUUUCUUGUGAUUUUGCAAUCUCUGGCUUAAAGAUAAAUUUAGCUACCCCUACAUAACCAAUAUGGAGAGAAAUAGGGUAACCAUUUAAAAAAAAAAAAACCCUUCCAUUUGGAAUAGGGGAGAAGAGAAAACAAUGGUCACUAAUCUAUAGCAUAUAGCACAUCCUUCUGGACAGUGGAGCAAGUUUCUUCAUCAACAAAACUAAUCGCUCUUGGUCCUUUCCACUGGGAAAUAUCUCCCUCCUUUAUGGACAGCCCUGAGAAGAUACCUCUUCUGGAAUUGAAUCAUCCACCCUCCCUUUAGACAUGGGUUUGGACCUAAAGAUUGCCUUAGAGAUUAUGCCUUCCCAGAUCCCCGAUCGCCUGGUGAGGAUUCUCUGGACAAUUCCUUUCAAACCAAGUGAUUUGAUUCCUGGGCUCUCUGUGAGCUAGUAACCAUCGUCAAGAAUCUUGCUGAGUUCUUGUCCUUGAGUCUGGAUCUGGCCCUUGUGGUUUCUGUCUCUUAGCAACAGGUCACACUGGGCCCAUUCCCCUCCCCCUCAGCUUCAUGGUUUCCACGAUAGCCUGUCUGUGAUAAUAAGUCAACCUUAAUCUGCUCAGUGCCCUCAGAGAGAGAUUACCUAUAUAACACUUGGCUGGCUCACGCUCCAGUGACCCUGACUAGAUAGUCAAAAUCCCUAAGUGGUACUGGCUCCUAGGUCUCAGCCCCAAGGCAAUGCUUAGGACAGGAGUGAGGCAACCACACAAGCACUCAUUCUGGACAAUCUGCAGCUUGCUCCACUCCUCGCCCUCUGGCUAUGGUCCAUUAUUACACUAAGGCCAUGUCACCAAAGCACUCCUGAGAAGAGUCUGUCAGUGGACAUUGAAUUGGGGGGCCCUCUGAGAACUUGUUUAACUUGGGGACUGUGGGCAGAGUCUUCAGCCUUCAGGAGGGCCCCCGGAAUUUCUCUCUGUCUCUCUGGAUGCAACCUGGGUGUCUUGGAUACAGAGAGAAAAGACCUUUGGUCUGAGAUGGGACUGACAACCUCUGAUCUCAGAGCAGCUCUGGAUCUACUGUGUGCUCUGACCAGACCUGGGGUCUCACCUCUGCCUCAGUGGAACAGAACAUGCAUGUAAUACCCUCCAAAAGAGGAUACUAAGGUCAGGGAGGUCACAGAAUCUCUCUUUAUCUUUUCCAGCUUUGUUUGCAAUCUUUGGCAUCCACUGUCCUCACUGUACCUGCCUUCACUGUGACACAGCCAAAUCCAGCAGGGAUUCAGAGGCUGUCUUGGGCCUGUGCGCCUCCCUCAGCCAGUAUAUUUGCUCAAGCAUGUUACACAGUCCUGUGUUCUUUGGGAGAACCAAUGAAGGAAUAAACCUCAUGGGCUCAGGAAGCUCAGAGCCAAAGCGGAUUCUGUAGCUGCCCUUCGAGCUUGAGCCACGUGAGGUCCACAAAGAGUUGACCAAGUCUGCGCCAAGUGCAAACUCAGAGAGGGUGGAGAGCUACUCUUUUUCUCCCCAACCCCGCUUCAGACACUGCCAUCACAGUAUGGCAGCCUGGGCUGAUCAGAGCCUUUGAUUGGCCGUCUGUAGAGGGGACUUUGAACUUCCAUGCUCUAGCCUGCUGCCCUCUAGUGGCCUAAGAGCACAGAGACCCAGAAGGCAGAGCAAGCUGCAAGCCUGGGUUUGACUCUUCCAAAGGUAAGUCUUACGUACCCAGGAGAAAAUGCAGGGAACCACAGAAAAAGCCUGAGAAAAUUAGCCUCAGCUUCUUCUAGGGAGUAUGCCAGAAAUGGGCUGACCCUGCACCCUUGCCACCGGGCGUCUGACAGGAAUCCAGCAGCCUGGGCUGGAUUUCCUGCACGUGAGCAGGAAACAUCAGUUGCGCCCUCAGGACCUUCUUGCUACCCCACUGUUGGGACUCAGUGUUGGGAUGGGGGCUUUGACAGCAGCUCCAUAUCUUAACGCAAGUGCUCUAGAAAACAGACUCUGAGGCAAGGAUUAAAGUGCUCACACCCUUUGGGGAGACGGAAGCCCAGGAUAAUGAGAGGGGAGAAGAGACAUGUGGCAGGGGAGAAAGAUGUGAAGCAACGCAAGACAACAUAUUAUUGCGGUGGCCACUGUUUCACAUGAGCUGUGAGGAGAGAACAGGUGACUUGACAGGACUGUUUGCUAAAGCACAUGGUGUUUGCAGGGAGAAACUGCACCUUAGAACCGUUCACCAGGAGGAGAAUUGAGAGGGAAUUUUCCCAUCUGUUCCCCUCUCAUCUCCUGUUUUCUACUGGCCAAGGUGCACUUCACGGAGAGCUAACUCCACUGCAUUUCUGAGUUGCAUCACCCUCUGGGUGGCUGCUUGGGAGGUUUCUACCACAAAUGUGGAAGUGGAGGGGCUGCUUGGCACGGGUGGGGUGCCAACCAAGAGAAAGAAAGAUGGAGGUGGCCCAGGAAGCCCAGAAAGGUGCAUGAGGGUUGUGACCAAUACAUUUCACUCUCUCCCACAGGAUUCACAGCCAGGGUCCCCAGGCACCAGAACCCCCAGGACUGUCUGAAUUUUAAGUAAAAUAAACAUUAUUUAAUUUGGGAGAAAAAAGAUGCAUUCAGGUGUGGCUCGGAGCAUCAGGCUUUUUCUCUAGAACUUUCCAGGCCCUAAGCUUCAGUAUCUCCUGCUUGAUGUCCCACCUCUCUGCCUUUGUUCUCACUCAUUUUAGUUUGGGGUAGAGGAUCUGGCUUUUAUAAUC
Messenger RNA from Globicephala melas (long-finned pilot whale), 7676 nucleotides. It is a transcript of the gene CELF6, whose product is annotated as CUGBP Elav-like family member 6. Lineage: Eukaryota; Metazoa; Chordata; Mammalia; Artiodactyla; Delphinidae. Gene Ontology annotation, molecular function: mRNA binding. The record is from RefSeq and is a predicted model, not a curated record. Gene Ontology annotation, biological process: mRNA splice site recognition; regulation of alternative mRNA splicing, via spliceosome. Gene Ontology annotation, cellular component: ribonucleoprotein complex; cytoplasm; nucleus.